AGUUCUGGGAGGUGAUCAGUGACGAGCAUGGCAUCGAUCCUACCGGCACGUACCACGGGGACAGCGAUCUGCAGCUGGAGCGGAUCAACGUGUACUACAAUGAGGCCACUGGUGGCAAGUACGUGCCCCGCGCUGUGCUCGUGGACCUGGAGCCGGGCACCAUGGACUCCGUGCGCUCGGGGCCCUUCGGGCAGAUCUUCAGGCCAGACAACUUCGUUUUUGGUCAGAGUGGUGCUGGGAACAACUGGGCUAAGGGGCACUACACAGAAGGCGCGGAACUGGUGGACUCGGUGCUGGACGUCGUGAGAAAGGAGGCCGAGAGCUGCGACUGCCUGCAGGGCUUCCAGCUGACCCACUCCCUGGGUGGGGGGACUGGGUCUGGGAUGGGCACCCUCCUCAUCAGCAAGAUCAGGGAGGAGUACCCCGACCGCAUCAUGAACACCUUCAGUGUGGUGCCCUCGCCCAAGGUGUCGGACACCGUGGUGGAGCCCUACAACGCCACCCUCUCCGUCCACCAGCUGGUGGAGAACACGGAUGAGACCUACUGCAUCGACAACGAGGCCCUCUACGACAUCUGCUUCAGAACCCUCAAGUUGACCACACCCACUUAUGGCGACCUGAACCACCUGGUGUCGGCCACCAUGAGCGGGGUCACCACCUGCCUGCGCUUCCCGGGCCAGCUCAACGCCGACCUGCGCAAGCUGGCUGUGAACAUGGUGCCCUUCCCACGCCUGCACUUCUUCAUGCCCGGCUUCGCGCCGCUCACCAGCCGGGGCAGCCAGCAGUACCGCGCCCUGACAGUGCCCGAGCUCACUCAGCAGAUGUUCGACGCCAAGAACAUGAUGGCCGCCUGUGACCCCCGCCAUGGCCGCUACCUGACGGUGGCCGCCGUGUUCCGGGGCCGCAUGUCCAUGAAGGAGGUGGAUGAGCAGAUGCUGAACGUGCAGAACAAGAACAGCAGCUACUUCGUGGAGUGGAUCCCCAACAACGUGAAGACGGCCGUGUGCGACAUCCCGCCACGCGGGCUCAAGAUGUCCGCCACCUUCAUCGGCAACAGCACGGCCAUCCAGGAGCUGUUCAAGCGCAUCUCGGAGCAGUUCACGGCCAUGUUCCGGCGCAAGGCCUUCCUGCACUGGUACACGGGCGAGGGCAUGGACGAGAUGGAGUUCACCGAGGCCGAGAGCAACAUGAACGACCUGGUGUCCGAGUACCAGCAGUACCAGGACGCCACGGCCGAGGAGGAGGGCGAGUUCGAGGAGGAGGCGGAGGAGGAGGUGGCCUAGGGCUGUCUGGGACGGGAAGCGCGGAGGCCAUGAGAACUCUUUAUUCACUCCCAGCCUGUCCCGAUAGCCAGUCUCGCUGUGUGCACCUGCUCUUCUCCCUGUCUCGACAUCACAGCUGUACAGACAUCACCAUUAAAGCAUUUUCAUAGUG
Messenger RNA from Pteropus alecto (black flying fox), 1434 nucleotides. It is a transcript of the gene TUBB4B, whose product is annotated as tubulin beta 4B class IVb. Gene Ontology annotation, biological process: mitotic cell cycle; microtubule cytoskeleton organization. Gene Ontology annotation, cellular component: cytoplasm; microtubule. The record is from RefSeq and is a predicted model, not a curated record. The transcript has 3 exons. The coding region runs from base 162 to 1283 and encodes 373 amino acids. Gene Ontology annotation, molecular function: structural constituent of cytoskeleton; GTPase activity; GTP binding. NCBI's taxonomy places the organism in Eukaryota, Metazoa, Chordata, Mammalia, Chiroptera, Pteropodidae.